This is a messenger RNA of Neurospora tetraspora, 1812 nucleotides long. RefSeq lists its product as uncharacterized. The coding region runs from base 1 to 1812 and encodes 603 amino acids. The transcript has 3 exons. The record is from RefSeq and is a predicted model, not a curated record. NCBI's taxonomy places the organism in Eukaryota, Fungi, Ascomycota, Sordariomycetes, Sordariales, Sordariaceae.
AUGUCCUUCUCACCCCUCUCCACAGCCGGAGCAGCAGCAAAGCAGGUCUUUGCCCUCCUCCUCCUCCUCCUCACGAUGUUCACCCCCCUCGUCGCCUCCCACGCCAUUCUGGCAACCCCCAUCCCCUACGCCGCCUCUCACCAAAAAAACGGCCCCAUAGACGGUACCACCUUCCCCUGCCAAGGCGGUGCGGGCGCCACCUACCAACUCCCGGCCUCCGGCUACAACAUCUUCCCGCUCGGCUCCAAACAGCCUCUCGUCCUCCAAGGAACCGCCGUCCACGGCGGCGGCUCCUGCCAGAUCUCCAUCACCUACGACAACCCGCCCACUCCCCAAUCGAAAUUCAAAGUGAUCAAAUCCAUCGAAGGCGGCUGCAUCGCCCGCAACGAACCCGGCAACCGGCCCGGGGGGACCGAAUCCGCCGAGAAAGUCAACCCGGAUCAGUACGAGUACGUAAUCCCCGACGACAUCCCCACGGGCAACGGCACCAUCGCCUGGACGUGGUUCAACAAGAUUGGGAAUAGAGAGAUGUACAUGGCUUGUGGGGGAGUGCAGCUGACGGGCACGGAUAAGCCGGGCGCGAAGGAGACGUUUGAAAGGUUGCCGGAUAUCUUUAUGGCGAAUAUUGGAAACGGGUGUGGCACGCCGGAUAGUAAGGAUGUGCUGUUUCCUAAUCCGGGAAGGGAUGUGGAGAAGGCGAAUGGUAAGACGAGGCGUUUGCGACGCCUACGGGGCAGGGCUGGGGGUGGUGCGGUGACGAGUGCCGCUGCUGGCGGUGCUAGUGCUACCGGAGCUACCGGAGCCGGGGCCAUGACUACGGCUCCUUAUCCCGUUGCUAAUAAGACCGCAACGGCCGUGACCGGUGCGCCUACAGUAAGCGGGAACACAUUCGCACCCGGUGUCUUCAUCACCAAGCCAUCGGUCGACGGCGGCGCUCCAGUAGCGACAGGGGCAGCUUCUGUUCCUCCUGCUUCUUCCGUUGCUGCUCCUCCGGUCUCUUCCGUUUCUGCUUGUUCAGCCCCUACAGACGCCGCUACCUCUCCCUCCGUCCCCUCAACCCUCUUAACCUCCACCAUCCCCGCCUCCGCCUCCCCUCCCCCUCCCGCCGCCAACCCCCCCGCCAUCACCGCCGCCCCCGUCGCGGGCAGUGGCAGUGGCACAUCCGCCCCCCGCGGCGACUGCCCCGCCUCGCAAGACGGUUGGUACGUCUGCCACCUGCUCUCCAACUCCCAUUACGGCACCGUGUACCACCGGUGUGCUUCGGGGAAAUGGACGGCGGCAAUGCAGGUGCCCGCGGGGAUGCGGUGCACGAUCAAGGGGGACGCGAACGGCAACGCGGAGGCGAGGGGUAAGCCCGAACAGGAGUUGACGCUGGGGCCGGUGGACGAUGGUCCACUUGUGAUUGUUCCGGUUACGAUGACGACGGUGGCCCCGAAUGCGCCGUUGAGGCCUACUGCGGCUUCGGGAGCUGCGCCUGGGAAGAGGGCUGCGCAGAACAUGAAGGAUAUGGAUGAGAAUGGGGAUGAGGAUAAGGAUGGGGAUGUAGAGCUGUGGGUGCUACCGAUGGAGGGGGGAAACAAAAACAACGACGGGGACGAACACAAACCCAAGCUGAAGCUCAAGAAGAGGGAAGAAGAUGACCAAGACCAGGACCAAGACUCCUCCUCCUCGACGACCGCACACGAGCGGGAUCUGAAGCACGACCUAGAAACGAUUGCCUCAACAAAGUUGCUCCCCCGCCUCGGCCUAGAAGCCAGGAGGAAGCGCAAGGGAAGGCCAAGGAAAGCAGGAAAAGAGAGACGAAGUGGAUGA